Molecule: messenger RNA, 366 nt
Organism: Olea europaea var. sylvestris
Lineage: Eukaryota; Viridiplantae; Streptophyta; Magnoliopsida; Lamiales; Oleaceae
Exons: 2
Biological process (GO): regulation of lipid metabolic process
Cellular component (GO): mitochondrion
Source: RefSeq, a predicted model, not a curated record
UAGUCAUUACAUCGAGCACCUGUUGUGUACUUGGUUUCCUCUCGAAUCCCAAACCUAGGCAUCAAUACAUAUACACACAUAAAUAUAUUAAAUUAUUCGCAUAUAGUUUUGAGUUUGCGAGUAGGGAUGAUAUUGCCAGUGUUCAAGCUGGGCACACUUGCACUGAAAACGCUAUGCAAACCCAUUGGCAAACGCAUCAAAAAAGAGGCGGGCCUAAACCCCAAGUUCAGGCAAUCCAUAAUCAACAUUGCCCAGGCUAACCACCGGUUCACAACAACUCUGCAAAGACAGAUUUAUGGUCAUGCAACAAAUGUCGCAAUUCGUCCUCUAAAUGAAGAAAAAGCUGUUCAGGCUGCUGCAGACCUC